This is a messenger RNA of Austrofundulus limnaeus, 2779 nucleotides long. RefSeq names its product TAR DNA binding protein b (gene tardbpb). Gene Ontology annotation, cellular component: chromatin; nucleoplasm. The transcript is spliced from 5 exons. Gene Ontology annotation, molecular function: RNA binding. Gene Ontology annotation, biological process: regulation of gene expression. Lineage: Eukaryota; Metazoa; Chordata; Actinopteri; Cyprinodontiformes; Rivulidae. The coding region runs from base 341 to 1558 and encodes 405 amino acids. The record is from RefSeq and is a predicted model, not a curated record.
CUUCACUUCUGCAGCCAUUUUGCUAGGCCUCGCAUGGUUUUACCUCGUGAAAAAGAUAUAUAUAUCAAACCAAAACACGUUUCGUAUUUUCCAUGCGAGCGAAGACCUGUUCUUCGUUAAUGUUUUUUAGGUUGCGAAAGUUAAGGGGGUUGUUUUAGUAUAAUUUGUUAUCGGGGGGGAUUGUUUGUUGAAAGAAGCACAUUGGAGUAAUUGUCGUCCGGUGUUGACGACACAGCUCGCCGGCCCGUCCCAGCGAACAAAGAAACSAGAGGGCGCAGACAGCACGCUUCCUGCAGCGCUGUUUCAGUUCAGUAAGGAAAAGUUCUAAUUUAAGGAGAGAAUGGCCGAGGGUUAUAUUCGAGUGGCAGAGGAAGAAAACGAGGAGCCCAUGGAGAUUCCUGCCGAGGACGACGGCACUGUUCUGCUCUCGACAGUGGCCGCACAGUUCCCUGGGGCGUGCGGCCUGCGGUUCAGGAGUCCCGUGUCUCAGUGCAUGCGCGGUGUGCGCCUUGUGGAGGGGAUUCUGCACGCACCAGAAAACGGAUGGGGGAACAUUGUUUAUGUGGUGAACUAUCCAAAAGACAACAAAAGAAAAAUGGAUGAAAUCGAUGCUUCUUCUGCCGUGAAAAUGAAGAGGGGGGACAUGAAGACAUCUGACUUGAUUGUGUUGGGUCUUCCAUGGAAGACAACAGAACAGGACCUGAAAGACUACUUCAGCACAUUCGGAGAAGUCAUCAUGGUUCAGGUGAAACGAGACGCCAAGACGGGAAACUCGAAGGGGUUUGGCUUCGUGAGGUUCACAGAAUACGAGGCUCAAGAAAAGGUGAUCGCCCAGCGUCACAUGAUCGACGGAAGGUGGUGUGACUGCAAGCUUCCUAACUCGAAGGUGAAUAUGCAGGGUCCGGACGAGCCACUGAGAAGUCGUAAAGUGUUUGUGGGGCGUUGCACAGAGGACAUGACCACAGAUGAUCUGCGGCAGUUUUUUAUGCAGUACGGGGAAGUCACGGACGUUUUCAUCCCCAAGCCUUUUCGAGCUUUUGCUUUCGUCACGUUCGCAGAUGACCAGGUUGCCCAGUCUCUCUGCGGAGAGGACCUUAUUAUCAAAGGAGUCAGUGUUCACAUCUCAAACGCUGAGCCCAAACACGGAAAUAGGCAGUAUGAUCGUACAGGRCGGUUCGGAAACGGUUUUGGAGCUCAAGCGUUUGGUGGCAGUCGCAGUGGGUUGGGGAGCAGCACCAACAGCAAUCUGGCCAAUUUCGGUUCGUUCAGUCUGAACCCCGCCAUGAUGGCUGCUGCUCAGGCUGCUCUGCAGAGUAGUUGGGGAAUGAUGGGAAUGCUGGCGAGCCAGCAGCAGACACCCACCUCAGGCAGCGCUUCUAGUGGGACGAGUUCUAGCAGGGACCAGAGUCAGGCUUUCAGUGCAGGCAACAGCAACUACGGCGCCAGCUCGGCCAGCCUGGGCUGGGGCACGGGGUCCAACUCUACAACCAGUGGUAGUGGGUUUAGCUCGGGUUUUGGGUCCAGCAUGGAGUCAAAGUCGUCUGGGUGGGGUAUGUAAGUUAAGUGUUUCCGUGGGUAAGUAUUGUGAGAAAGAUGAGUCUUUUCAAGUUUAUUUCUGGAGUUAAUGCGUGUCUGAAAAAGUUUUGUGGAAGAUGUUUUGUACAUUUGGAGAGAGGGGGAAAAAAAGCUAAAGAUUUAAUUUAGGAAGCGUUGAAGUGAGUUGUUUACCAGGAUCUUUGACUAAAGUGCUAUUUUUGAUGUCUUGUUUGUUUGUAUCCAUUUCAACUGGAUUCUCUAAUGCAUGUAUUGUGAAAUGUGAUACUCAUUUUUGAAAACAAAACAAAAAAAAUGCAUGAAUGUUUGCAGUUCACCAUUAUCAGGCAUUGUCACCAGCUUAAAAGGCAAUCUUGCAUUGGAAUGAAUCUGGUUGAAACCUAAAUGUUUUUUAAGUGCAACUUUAUUUGCAGUCAAGUUCUGUGGAAAAGCCUUCAUUGAAAUCUCUUCUGCAGUUCACCUCUCUUCCAUUUCCCUGCGAGGAAGCUCCUCUUUGGCAGCAUUCUUGGAGUGAUAUCGCUAUCAUUCUCCUCCCUCCCACCUGUAAAUGCAAUGCCAUCAAAGAACGGCUUCACUCGGCACGUUCUGAGAGACGGUGGGUGUUUUCACUUUUAUCCACUUUUAAAUGGAAAGAACUGCGCAGCUGACAUUUUAAGAACUGAUGAGUGCGAUUGAGGAUGGCUUGUGGCGAAGAGUGAAGCGAUGAGUGAGCGAACGGAGAGAGACGCGUGAAACGGACUGGUUGUGCGGUGAAAGAGCCAGAAUCUUGACUGCUUUCUGAGUGUGUGAGUGGAAGCUGCAGAUGCUACGAGCGCCUCCCCUAACAUGGACAUUCUUUAAUUAGUACUUCAAGAUUUUUUUUCUUUUUAUUUUAAAUCUUUGCAAGUUUCUUCUUACUCUUGAGUAUGUCUGUCAAGUUCAGAAAUAUAAAAAUGUAGUGGAAUGUUGUGCUGACUUCUUGUAUUUGCUUAUUAUCUGAUUUGAAUGCUGUAUGUUGUGUGCUUUCAUGUUCUUGAACUGAUCUGUAAGUGUGUACUUGAUGUGGGUGACACCUGCUGAAGACUCUGGGGGACGCGAGUGAUGAGAUGUUUGAACGUGGAGUGGUGUGUCCAAUGGCUCCCAGUAGCUCUUUGUUGUUUGUGAGGUGUUUUUUUUUUUUUUAAGAACUUGUCAAAUGAAGGGAGUUCUCUAAUAAAAUUCAUUUAAAUAGUUAACAUAGCUGAUA